CGGAACAGGCGGCGGCGCGAGCGCGCACCUCCGAGUGGUGAGCGCGCCCCGGGGCCGGCUUAGCUGCUCGGGUGCGCGCCUCGGGGCCCUGCCCCAUCUCUGUCCUGCCUGCAGCGUCCGGAGCCGGCAGUCCGUACGGGCAGGGUCAUCCAAGCAAGCCCGACCGCGCUCCGCCUCCCGCAUCUUUUCCCGGCACCAAACAACGCGUUGAUCCAGCUCUUCGUCCAAGUGCUUCGCGCUUCCGGAAGAAGGCAGCGGAGACCUGUUUGAGAUGUGGUGGUUUCAGCAAGGCCUCAGUUUCCUUCCUUCAGCCCUUGUAAUUUGGACGGCUGCUGCUUUCAUAUUUUCAUAUAUCACUGCUAUAACACUUCACCAUGUUGACCCUGUUUUGCCUUAUAUCAGUGACACUGGUACAGUAGCUCCAGAAAAAUGCUUGUUUGGGGCAAUGUUAAAUAUUGCCGCAGUUUUAUGCAUUGCGACCAUUUAUGUUCGUUAUAAGCAAGUUCAUGCUCUGAAUCCUGAAGAGAGUCGUAUCAUCAAAUUAAACAAGGCUGGUCUUGUACUUGGAUUACUGAGUUGUUUAGGACUUUCUAUUGUGGCAAACUUCCAGAAAACCACCUUUUUUGCUGUACAUGUAUGUGGAGCUGUGCUCACCUUUGGCAUUGGCUCAUUAUACAUGUUUGUUCAGACUAUCCUUUCCUACCAAAUGCAGCCCAAAAUUCACGGCAAACAAGUCUUCUGGAUCAGACUAUUGUUGGUUAUCUGGUGUGGAGUAAGUGCAUUUAGCAUGCUGACUUGUUCAUCACUUUUGUACAGUGGCAGUUUUGGCGCUGAUAUAGUACAGAAACUCCAUUGGAAUCCUGAGGACAAAGGUUAUGUGCUUCACAUGAUCACUACUGCAGCAGAAUGGUCUAUGUCACUUUCCUUCUUCGGUUUUUUCCUGACUUAUAUUCGUGAUUUUCAGAAAAUUUCUUUACGGGUAGAAGCCACUUUACACGGAUUAACCCUCUAUGACACUGCUCCUUGCCCUAUUAACAAUGAACGAACACGGCUACUUUCCAGAGAUGUAUGAUGAAAGGACAAAAUAUACCUAUGGUGAUUAUGAUUCUCAGGGAUUGGGGAAAUAUUCAUGAAAGUUACUUAUUCUGCUCUGAAAUUUUCAACCAGUUAAUCAAGGCUGACAGUGACAUCAAAGAAUCCUGAUAAUCAAGAGACAUGAAUUAAGCCAUUUGAUGUUGUUUUAAAGGAUAUCUUCAAGAGGACCAUGAAAAAACAUUUAUGCCUAUACUUUUUUAUCCCAGAAAAUAAAACCAAAGGACUACAAAAUUGUAGAUUUUUUUCUACUUUUUUAAGAGAAACAACCAGAAGUGCACCAAGCAGUCUGCAAAAUUCAGCUUUUCACAUUUUUAAAAACAUUACAAACCAUGUUUUGUUUGGAGCACUUAUGUGAGAUAUGUUUCAGGACCCCAAAUAAUCAGCAAUGCUCAACAGCUUUAAAAUUGGGUUUUGAAGUAAUAGUUUUACCAUAUUAAUACAUUUCUUAUAGUCUUUAUAAAAUUUAUUUCCUCUGGAAUCCAACUUUAAAGGGAAACAGACCUGAAUUCAUGUGAGCACUUUUAUUGCUUAAGCUUUGCACAAGAGAUUCUGUAGAUAUUUGAUUCCUGCCACAAGGCCAGAUAGUAUGCUAACUGGUCUAUACACAUGCUUGUGAUAGUUUCAUGAAGGUUAGUCUCUGAUAUGAGAUUUUAAUUACUAAUGAAUGAGAAAAGUAGCUAUAGGUAAAUUUACUCCAGUUGUGUUUUGCGUAAAACAAUGGUUAGUGUUCCUACACAAGUCUGAGAAGUUUGUGAAUAACAGCAAGUAUAAUUAAAAUAAA
Messenger RNA from Eubalaena glacialis (North Atlantic right whale), 1876 nucleotides. RefSeq names its product DNA damage regulated autophagy modulator 2 (gene DRAM2). The transcript has 9 exons. Gene Ontology annotation, biological process: regulation of autophagy; photoreceptor cell maintenance. NCBI's taxonomy places the organism in Eukaryota, Metazoa, Chordata, Mammalia, Artiodactyla, Balaenidae. The coding region runs from base 272 to 1072 and encodes 266 amino acids. The record is from RefSeq and is a predicted model, not a curated record. Gene Ontology annotation, cellular component: lysosome.